ACCCGGCGCAGGAAGGGGGCGGCUGCGGCUGCGGGGCCCGGGUGGCGCGGCGGGGCCGCGGGCGGGGGUAUAUGGCGGCGGUUCUGUCCGCCCUGGCUGCCAGGCUCUCCCAGUCGGCCGCGGCCAGGUCCUACGGGGUGUUCUGCAAGGGGCUGACCAGGACUCUCCUUAUCUUCUUCGACCUGGCCUGGAAGCUCCGCAUCAACUUCCCCUACCUCUACAUCGUCGCCUCCAUGAUGCUCAACGUUCGGCUGCAGGUCCACAUUGAGAUCCACUGACUUAUGACUUGGUGUGCUGCUUGCAUGGUGUGCUGCAACUAGAGUCAACUGCACCCUUCUUCAAAUGAAACCUGCUGAGAAACAGCAAAGCUACACUUGUCUUCUCUAGGACUAUGAAGAAAGAAGAUUUAAACCAGAAACGAGUAUGUGACAGUGGCUCAGGUCAUGACAAGGCAGCAGCUCAUGUAACAAAUAUACAUUCCAUCUUAAACAAUUCUCAAAAUCAUAGUAGCAGUUUACGAAAAGAAUUAUUUCAUUUUAAUACCAGGAACUGUUCUCUCUUUAAUAAUAUACAUCUGCCUUAUAUUGGUAAGGGAAUGCCUGUAAGUUUGAGUGAAUCACCAGAGGGAAACUCAUGUGCAGCUGCUCCUUGGAAGAAUUCAUUUAAUCUUCAUUUUUCUUCUGGGAAAGACAUUCUUUAUAGGGUUUCUCACUGCAUUAAUAGUACUUCAGUUAUGUGCAGGAUGGAGGAAGCUUGUAGUUUUGAUGGAGACUUUAGCUUACGCUGUCCAGGAGACAACUCCGUUUGUUUUGCACACUUCUGGCUGGGAAAUCUGUGGUAUAAUCAAAACCUGCAGUUUCUGGAAUUAGAAAGGAGCAUCAGCAAAGAAAAGGAAUUGCAGUCUGCAGGUCUUAAAGAACUGGAGCUUUGUGGACUUCCUGAUCUCUGUUCUGUUCCAGCUGCAGUAAACGAGUACUGUGUAGGACGCCCAAGCAACCAGAAACCAUGUUUUUUUCUUUGUUACUUAAACCUUGUAUCUUCAGAGCAACCACCUGGAUACAAGAAAAUGCUUUCAAAUAUAGAAUAUGUGACUAGUAAUUUUCACAUCAUACAGCUAGCAAUUUCUUUGCUAGCUUUUGCACUAGCAGGUUUCUGGUAUGCAGCAGUGAGGGUAAAAGAGUACCAAGAUUUUAAUAAUUAACUAUUUUUAACAUUAAUAGAAACUUAAUUGAUUAAAUAACAGAGACAAGGUUGCAGUAUAGAUUUGAGUGAGAAGUAGACAGCUAAAGUAAAAACUAUACUUGUUUAAUUGCUAGCAAAACUGGCCAUUGGAAGAAUUUUUUAAUUUUUUUUUUAAAGAAUAUCUGCAUCAGAGUCGAAAGGACUUCUUAACCUCAAAACUCUGUGGGACUUAUGCAGGUCUGGCAUAACUCUAGACCAGAGCCCAGUUUGACUGUGUAGCACAGACCUUUCUUUUCCCUAGGGGUUGUAUCAGCUGAGUGUUCUGGUUAGAAUUCACAACCAUUUCCAACAAAACAGGUUCUUCUGGAAUUGAAUUCCUGCCCUGAAUCCAACAGUAAUUAAUGUCAAAACACUUUGAACUGGAAAACUGUUGGGAGGGUGGUCUUCAGUACAGCAUAAUUCUCAGCAUUGUUCCUUUCCAAGGAUGGUACUGCUCUAAUUUAAACAAUAUCUCAUGAGCUUCAUUGUGCAACAAUAGACACUAUAAAAAAAAAUCUAAAAUGUUUUCUUUCCUAGAAAAAACAAUUGUUAUCAGUGAAGCACAGUAAUAAUUUCUGGGCCUGUUGACUUUGGCUUUGGGACAGACUUCUUACAAAAGGGUUUGGCAAAGAAUGAAGCAAGUAUGUUGGAAUCAAUAGACCUGCUUGUGAAUUUGCAGGAAUAGGCUCCUGUGGGCACUUAGAUGGAGAAGUUCAUUGUGUAGUAGGCCAAAGUUUGAACUCUGUGCCCAAAAUUCUCAACAGGGAGUUGGUGUAGGUGGACUUCAUGUGUGUUCUGUGGGUUUAUCUAAAGAGGGAGGUAUUGAUCUGAUGAGUUAGGAGGUGUUCUCCACUCACCUUUCUAAGUUAAAAGUGAGAACUUAAUGCAGAGUAAAGUCAUGCCAGUGAUUCACAUACCAAAUAUCCUUUUUGCUAGUUAGUUUAAUUAAUUUUGGAAAGGGAAUAAGUGGUAGUGCAUUUUUGUUGAACUGAAUUUACCAAGAAAGCCAGUAGUUUCUAAUGUUUUUAUUUGGGUGUUAGCACACUUCUGUAGGUAAGUCUUUGGUUAUGAAGAUGAAAUGCCAGUUAAGGGAAGAAAUGCUGGAAUUUUUAAACUUUGAGUGCUGAAAGUAAGAUAUACUACUUUUUAUGUUUAAAAGAUACGUAGUGUUUUUAUUAUCCCCACUGGCUAUCCAACCCAGCCUGUUCUAUGAUUUAGAAGAUAUAAAAACCUCACUUAAUUUAGAAAGUAACUUUUUCCCUGGUGUGUACUUUUAUUGUUUAUCUUCCAGACGUUUGACUACAUGAUUACCUGUCACAAAAGUACAAAAAAUUAUUUUGAUGGCAAGAGUUUCCUCUUAGUCAAACCAUUGUUACUAUUCACUCCCAUCUCCAGUGCUGCAAUUUAGCACCCUUGCAGUGUUUAUGUUAGUAACAUGAGCAUUUGUGAAUCAAGGUUGCUGGAGUGAUGUGGAUCUGAAACCACAAACAUCAGAAACAAAGACACUUCUCCAAAUGCCUCUGGCUUAUCUGAGUUACAGUGUUAAAGCUGUUGUCUGCAUGCAGCUUGACCCCCCUCCAAAAAAAAACAACAUUUGGCAGAACUCUGAGGGUAGAGGAAUGACGGUGGGGAGGAAGAGCUGAAGCCUGUUCAAGUUGGCUUGACUGCUAAAGAAAACAAUGUGCAUCUGUGUCUUAGCCACUUUACUGGCCAUGCAAAGAGAAACUCUUUUCCUCUAUGGUGAGUUAUAGUUUGGUUUUAUUGUUUCUUUUUUUCCCUCAAAGUUGCACAAAAACACAAGUCUGCAUCCACAACUGAGUACAUGAACUUCCUAGAUACAGAAUGUAUCUGCAUGUUUUACCUGUAGCUGUUACUUGAGACCUCCUCAUCUGUUCAGCUGAACAGCAGCACAGAAGAUUCUCUGCUGUACAUCGUUUGGGAACUGUGUAUUUAGAGAACCAAAGGGGAGGAAGGGGAGAAUAAAACGUGAGAGAAAUCACUUGUAAACCAGAAUUUAUAGUUGAGAUAAGUGGGUGCCAAGGGUCUCUUUAUUGAUCAUAAUAAGCCUAUGCAGGAGGGGAAUGCUGAAUCAUGUUAGGUAUCACAGUCCAACUAAUACAGUCCUGUUUUAAGCAGAAUCAGACCUUCAGUCACUUAUUACAGGAUCACUUUAAAUACAUACACAGUACAGCUAAGUGAAAUAAUAGGUAUUUUUGUGUAUAAUAUGUAUAUUGAACGUAAGAUAUAAAGAAUGUGUCUUAAGUGAGUGGAUUUAAUCCAUUUUAAGAUAGCUUAUAUACUUUGCCUUGGAUUUUGUUGCUUAAAACCUAAAAAGUUGACUUUCUAACUUGAACAUUCCUUCUGAAAUUCAAAUAAAGGAUAGUUUGGUAUGUUAAAAUCUCAUGUAAUAUACUGCACUUUAAGCCUGGGGAGGCCAUAAAUUGAAAGCGCUGUUCUUGCACUAACAGAACCACUGGACUGGUGUCAGCAAGGCUCAGAUGGCCUUCACUGCCUGGGGAGAACACAGAACCUGAGGGAGGGCAAUCCUUUGAAGCUAUAUAUAAAUCAAACACUAGAUAGUUUAGGCCACUGUUCUUUCCCUACAAAUAUUAACUCAUCUCAAAAGAUGGGAGGUGUCUGUAUGGAGUUUGGUGGCUUCAGUAAGUUAGAUGUGGAAGGUGCUGUUUUGAGAAAUGUGCUGUUAGAGCUGAGAUGGAUGACUGUUAUAGCACAGAAGAGUGAACUUUUUAGUAGAGGUAAAGGACCUUUAUAUUGUACCAGGAGUUGCCUUAUUUCCAGUACUCUCUCAUCUUGCUCUUCUGUUUGUGUUGGAAAGAUAUUUCUAAGCAAAAUGUCAGGGUUCUAUUAAACAACUCAAACUUUCUAAAAUUUCACUGAUUUGUGUCUGGAUUGUUCCUGCACUACAUAGGAAAGAGUAAUAUUUCUGCUAUUAGAAAAUGAAGUAAGUAAGAAAAUAUUAAAUAUUUAGAGAAUUGCCUAGUACUUUCCCACAAAUGUACAUAUGAGUGGAAAUUUACUAUAUGGUGUACUGCUUGGAAAAAGAAAAUAUAUAUUUAAAUGUGUAUAUACAGAGCUCUGCAUGUAGAUCAAAAUGUGUUCUAUCACAGUAUGAUGUUGGAAUGCUUAUGCAAAUGCUUAUUUACUUUCUGACAUUACAAUGGAAAAUGCAGUAGAGUUGGUGGUGUACUUCUUGGUGUGAUACUAGCUAGUGCAAUCCUAGAAAUCAUCUGUGUGCAUCAUCAUGCACCGAGUAAGACAGUUCUAUCUGUAGACAUUUAGUCUUUGUUUUCUCAGUGUUGGGUUGGAGUUUGUGGUUUGUUGUCUUUUUUUAUUAUUAUUAUUUAUUUGGGGUUUGGUGAUCUGUUGUUUGGUUUUUUUCUCAUGCUUUUUGUUUUUUCAGAACUGUAAAGACUGCACUUUCUUAAAACUUGCCAAAGUUUUCUUUCUCCUUUUCUUGUCCCCUGUCCAUCCUUAUAGGUAUACACACUUUUAAUUUUUGGAAGAAGCAAGCCUGUAUGUACUUUCUAAAUGUAUUCUUCUUACUGUCAAUUUUUUCUGGUUUUAUGACCUGGUCUUACCUAUGUUUUCCUUCUUUUCUGUUCCAUUUCAGAAACACUCCCCUGUAAUUAUGCAUAACAAAUUGACAGAAACCAUGCAGAGAUAUAAGCAUCUGUAGUCUGUCACUAGGGUGUAUGACAAGUAUCUGACAGAGCAAGAGGUAGUCAGUAUGACAUAUUUCUGCUUUUUCCCUUCAAAACAGCUGCUUUGAUGAAAAUCUACUUCAAAUUUUUAGGACCUCUGUCAGCUGAGAAUUGCAGAAAUUGGGGCUUAUAAAAAACAUUCAGGACAGAACUCAAGAAACAAUUACACUAGCUCUUCAGUAUUCUUCAGGUUUCUAAGUCAUUUCUGUAACUUUAAGAAAAAUUCAUAUGAAUGUACUCUUUAAUGUUCUGAAGCCUUUUUCCUCAGAGUGCAUAGAAUAAAAUGUGUUCUGGUACUUGUUUCUGAGGUGCAGUCAGUAGUGAUGGGGAUGACAACACCCUUUUUAGGUUUUUUAUAAAAUACUUGUGAUGAAUCAAUCCCCUUUCAAUAUCUGACAAAGAUACCUACAAAGUUGAUUAAUCAUUAAGUAAGAGCUGCAUUUGAUAGAAAUUUAAAAUAAACAACUUUUUGCCUAUGAAAAUACUGAUAUGUAUGAUCAGCUCUCAAAUACAAGGACUGUAUUUUUCUGAAAUAUAGGUAAGACCAAUAUACUGUGUUUAAAAAAACAAUAUGGAAGUGCUAGAAUGAUGGUAACUUCACUGCCUUGCACUAAGGGUGGUCAAUCCCAUUGGUGUGUACUUUGAAACUAAUCCUGUAUUGCAUUCCAAAAAUCUCAAUUAUCCUUGUAUUUUUGAAUGGGUAAUACAAGAUUCAGACCAAAUAGGUGGUUAGGUCAUUGUUAGUAACAAAAUUGAUUUAAAAGCUAAAACAAUUUAGAAGGUGGCCUGAAGAACUUCCAGAAAGAAAAGAUCCAGUCCAUUUCACUGAUCUCCACGUAUUUAUAGUUUGUUCUGCAAAUCUCUUCCAUCUUUGUGGCAGAUCUAUAUAAAUCUGAUACCAAAACAGUAGAAACACAAACUUGUAAAAGGAUCAGUGUUCCUUAUUUUUCUGAUUGUAGUCAAUUACCAAUUUAUCAAAUAUAAAACCACCUAGAUGUAAUUCAAGCUUUUGUUUUAAAAGUAGCUAAAUAUAGUGCUUAGUGCCUGAUUCAUCACUUGAAGUUCGUAAGUGUUCCAUGGAUUUUCUUGAAAAUGGGUUCUGCUUCCUGCUGGUGACUAAUGUGAAAUGCUGACACUUAUAAUACUUGUGUGAACUGUGAUAUUACCCAUGCAGAACAAUUUUAUUCUAUGGCCUUGGUCUUUUGCCCUAAUUUAUUAUUGCAGUGUGGGAGAUGGAGAAGGCUGGCACAAGCCAUUUUUGUUUGUUCCAGAGAAAGAUGUUUACAACUUUGUUUCUUAGGAAUUUAUUGCUGGAGAAGUUUCCUUAGGAGACUUGAAACCUGUUGUCCUAAUGAUGCGAAUACAAACUUUUGAAUAAAAUAGAGCUAAGUUUCCAGAA
This is a messenger RNA of Calypte anna (Anna's hummingbird), 6342 nucleotides long. RefSeq names its product small integral membrane protein 10-like protein 2A. The transcript has 2 exons. Lineage: Eukaryota; Metazoa; Chordata; Aves; Apodiformes; Trochilidae. The record is from RefSeq and is a predicted model, not a curated record. Bases 72 to 278 code for a protein of 68 amino acids.